This is a messenger RNA of Colletotrichum orchidophilum, 684 nucleotides long. RefSeq lists its product as uncharacterized. Lineage: Eukaryota; Fungi; Ascomycota; Sordariomycetes; Glomerellales; Glomerellaceae. The transcript is spliced from 3 exons. The coding region runs from base 1 to 684 and encodes 227 amino acids. The record is from RefSeq and is a predicted model, not a curated record.
AUGGCUACUGCUCAAACUCUUGCAGUCGUAGACAUCCCCGGUCUUCAUCACUCGCCCAACGCUGAUGACUUUGCAGACUCCCGGAACGUCUCUAAUGAUCUUCCCCAGCCUAAGGAGCAGCCAGAGAUAUCUGACACCAUACUCAAGAACUUGGGCGAGCUUUUUGUUCGUCACGACGCCCAUUAUGCCUUCGGCAUCCAUCUUCUGCAUGCUCAUUUCCAGGUCCCUGAAGGCAAUGUCCUGUAUGGGAUCCAAGUCCAGGUUCCGGGCAAUUCCGAAUCUUGUUGGACCAAACCCGUUCCGGCAGAGGAGCUGACCAUCAAGCCUAUUCAUGGCCAUGUCUUUCACUUACAGCCCAAUGGAGCCUUCGUCCCGUAUGAGUUCCAAGAAGGCGAAGCCCCAUCUAAGGCAGCCAUGGUCCCCAAGGCAUUUUUCCAAGAGCUUGCUGAGUUCCUGCAUCUCAACAACCUUGCAGGCUUGGUUGCGCUGCAGCUCUUGGAUGGCCCAAGAGACCGGACCAAGACUGAGCUCCUGGUUGGGCCACAGGGCACUCUGAUGAUGGAUACUAUGGAUGUCCUCGGGCUUGAGCCCGCACAAAUCACCACGGUCUUCCAGGAUUCGAAGCCUCUUCCGACCCUGGAAGCAUUGAAAGCGGUUCUACUUCAGGAAGGAAUCAUCGCCUAA